UUGCAUUGCAAUAAACACUACUACAUUUCAAUUGACAGGAUCUAGAAAUUGUAUUUAUUUACCUUAAUUUAUUUUAUUUUUAUUACUUUACUCUUGAAACACUUUCGUUUUACAUAUCAUGGAUUAUGGAGAAGAACUGACAGCUUAUGGGGACUUUAUAAAAGGAACAUGUAAUUUAAUGUGUCCGGUGAAUGAAAGAAAACUACGAGAGCGAGAAAGGCUACUCCAUCCAUUGGAACGGCUGGAGCAUCCAGUCUCAGAUGUCAGUAACAUCAUUCAUACAAAGAGAAACCUUCGUCGAAAUGGAAAUUACCUGGCAGAUCCGAAUAAAAUUGUGAAAAGUUUUAGUAGGUCUGCAGCGGGGCAUAAGAUGCCGUCACCUUCAGAUUUAAGGCCAUUCCCUGCUUUAGAUAUGACAGUGUCAUAUCUCAUUCGGGAAAUAGCCUGCAAUAAUAUUCACACAGCUGGAUGGGUUGAUAGGUAUAACUUUGUAACCGAUCGACUCCGCGCUGUUCGACAAGAUAUGGUCAUACAGAAUCUUCCAUCAGUUGAUUGCAUAAAACUUUUGAAGCCCAUGGUGAAGUUUCAUGUAUUUGCAGCAUAUUGGCUUUGUGAAAGUCCAAUUAAUGUAUUUGAUCCAAAGAUUAAUUCGUCAUUUCUUCAAGAGUGUAUCAAGCGUCUCCUGAAUAUGUAUGACAUAAUUAGGAAGACAGCAAAUAGAGAUGAUUCUGUUUUUAUUCCAGUAACUGUUGAUUUCAACCAAGCAAAAAAGCAAUUGGUGUACAAAGGUGAAUAUUGUAAUGAGGAGCACUUGAUAUGUGCCCUAUACUUAAUCCUAAAUUUAGGAAAUGCUGAAGCUUUGAAUCAAGGAAUAGCUAGACUAAGAUUUUAUGGUGGUUGUUGCCAAUCUUGCAUAGAAUCUCAAGCCUUUGAAGUGUCGAUAGCCUCAUGGCAUGGCAACUACAACAAAGUGUGCAAACUUAUAAGGAACCUUUCUCCUUUACUCGGCAUGGCUGCUGCAAUCAACUUGCCAUCUAUUCGAAGGCAUGCUCUGAUAGUCAUGUCAACUGCAUACAACAAUAAGACAUUAAAAUUUCCCAUUGAUGUCCUUGAAGAAACAUUAAUGUGGAAUAAUCAGAAUCAGGUUGUUCAAGAUUGUAAAUAUUAUGGUGUAGUAGUGGAAAAGACUGAAGACACAAAAUUAUAUGCUCGCUUUCAAAAAGAAACAUUUAAUUUACAUGUCAAACAGCUUCCACCAUUCAGACUACAGUGGUUGGAUAAGACACUAUCAGAUGUAGCUCUUGCUAAAAUUUUGGCAGAUCAUUGUUGAGUAUUGAGUAUGAAACAAAUUUCUUUUUACUUGUUAUUUUAUUUUUUUUCUUGAUUUAUUUAUUUGAAACAAAAGAUAACAGAAAUGUUUCAAUACAUGAACUUACUUCAUAAAAAAUAUUUUCAUAAACAUA
This is a messenger RNA of Frankliniella occidentalis (western flower thrips), 1463 nucleotides long. Its product is annotated as germinal-center associated nuclear protein. Gene Ontology annotation, biological process: spindle assembly; centrosome duplication. Gene Ontology annotation, cellular component: nucleus; centrosome; spindle. The record is from RefSeq and is a predicted model, not a curated record. NCBI's taxonomy places the organism in Eukaryota, Metazoa, Arthropoda, Insecta, Thysanoptera, Thripidae. Bases 119 to 1330 code for a protein of 403 amino acids. The transcript has 8 exons.